CUGCAACUCCUCCGCCUCACCCACCACGCAGCCAUGGACGGCACCGUUCCUGCCCCGACGGCCUCUAAUGGUACUACCUUCCCAGCACCAGACGCCGCAGGACAGACAGUAGCUUCCAUCGCCCAGGCACAAACAAUCAGCGCCGAUGAGAUCGCCCUUUACGACAGACAGAUCCGAUUAUGGGGUGUUCAAGCCCAGGAGAAGAUACGAACUGCAAACAUCCUCAUCGUAUCCAUAAAAGCUCUUGCGAACGAAGCUGCGAAGAAUCUUGUCCUGGCCGGCGUUGGCUCUCUCACAAUCGUCGACAGCGAGCUGGUCACCGGAGAUGACCUCUGCUCUCAGUUCUUCAUUUCCGAGGCCGACGUGGGAAAGAACAGGGCGGAGGCGGCUGCUCCCCAAAUCCAAAAGCUCAAUCCUCGUGUGAACGUCAAGGUUAUCACUCAGAACAUCUUGCUCCAAGGACCUGAUUUCUACAACCCCUAUGACAUCGUGAUCGCGACCGAUCUCGACUUCACCACCCUGAUGACGAUCAAUGCUGCCACACGGCUCUCCAACACCCCUUUUUACGCCGCUGGUGCACAUGGCUUCUAUGGAUACAUCUUCGCCGACCUGAUUAGCCACGACUACAACAUCCAGAGAGACAAGCCAAAUAUGCCGACCCUGAUCAGACCAGAGUCCGCCACACGCUCUAUCCUCUCGGUGUCGACAAAAAAGGAGUCAGGGAAGAUCAUUGAGAUGGUCAAGAAGCGGGAACUAUAUUCACCACUGCUCCUAGCAAACUCCUCUCCUCUAUCCCCUGAAUAUCUACGAAACCGCCGGCGGCUGAAGCUCGUCAGUCCCCUCCUCACAUGCCUGCGCGCUCUGUGGGACUGGCAGAAGGAGUCCGGCGCGACUCUGCCAUCGCAUCAGCAUGUUGAUCUGCAUCGUUUCACGACCUUGGCAACGGAGAAGCACAGAGAAUUCCAGCUACCAGCAGACACUUUGAAAUCUGAGUUUCUGCGAAGCUUCCUGCAAAAUCUGGGGAGCGAAUUGGCACCCGUCACGGCAUUUCUAGGCGGUCAACUUGCGCAGGACGUCAUCAACGUGCUCGGCAAGCGCGAGCAACCUAUCCAGAAUUUGCUUCUCUUCAACGGCGAAGAAAGCAGUGCGCCAGUCUAUGCCCUGCAUCCGAUAUUCGAUGUCCCGAUUUUGCCGCAAGUGCCCGUUGCCAAUGGCUCCGGUCAAAUCACUAUCGAUUGAGCGUACCGCGUCUGCAUGUGGAGCGACAAAAAGAUAGGCCUGAUUCGGGAUAUUUAGAAUUGGCCGAGGUUUGAUAUUUAGCAAGGGGCGUUUUGGAAAUGGACGGAUAAAUACCCAACAUACAUAUGCACAUCCCUCAUGGAUUGAAGAGCAUGGGUGCUCAUAAGUGGCAUGCCGGUAAAGGCACAUAAGAACUUUCUCAAACAUCUACUGUCUAAAUCUAAUUUAUAUGAGUUGUAUCGCUUAAGUGACCAUUUGAGUUCUAACCGCCGUCUCAAGUGGCUCGGCAACUUUACUGAUCGUUCAGCGCGAUAAAAUCUUGGUUCAUUUGGAGCUGGGAAAGUGUACCAAGGUACCUCAAACAGCGGCAGAAAAGUGUACGUAUCUAUAGAUUCAAAAACUUGUUCGAGAAGCUAAAGGUGCC
Mytilinidion resinicola is the source of this 1663-nucleotide messenger RNA. RefSeq lists its product as uncharacterized. Gene Ontology annotation, biological process: protein sumoylation. The record is from RefSeq and is a predicted model, not a curated record. NCBI's taxonomy places the organism in Eukaryota, Fungi, Ascomycota, Dothideomycetes, Mytilinidiales, Mytilinidiaceae. The transcript has a single exon. Bases 34 to 1239 code for a protein of 401 amino acids. Gene Ontology annotation, cellular component: SUMO activating enzyme complex; cytoplasm. Gene Ontology annotation, molecular function: SUMO activating enzyme activity.